Molecule: messenger RNA, 41545 nt
Organism: Pelobates cultripes (western spadefoot toad)
Lineage: Eukaryota; Metazoa; Chordata; Amphibia; Anura; Pelobatidae
Source: the annotation of a GenBank genome assembly
CUUAAUGAGGUUGUUCAGGUGAGAACUAUAGCUCCCUGCAGCCUUUCUGAGAAAAUACAGUGUUUACAUUGAAAGCUAGGAACACCUCUAGUUGCAGUCACUCAGACUGCCGCCAGAGGAACUUCCGAGUUGAUGCAUGCGUAAUUCGCAUCCAUCCAUCCAUUCAGAUGUGCUGUCAGCAGACAGGGCACUGUGCACAAGCAUCCUGUCUCCCUGAGGCUGUCAGCAGUGCAUGGGAGUCUGGGAGAAAAGAUCUGCAACAACACACAGCGUGGGCUGGCUCAUGCUGACAGGCAGAAGUUAGGAUGAUGCAUAGAUCUUCUGACUUCAAACUGUAAGUACACUUAUUUUAAAAAUUUAGAGUGAGUGUGAGAGGGUGUGUGAGUGAGAGACAGUGAGAAGUGAGUGUGAGAGAGACAGUGAGUGUGAGGGAAACAGUGAGUGUGAGGGAAACAGUGAGUGUGAGUGAGAGAGAGUGUGAGAGAGUGUGAAUGAGAGGGACAGAGAGUGUGAGUGAGUGGGACAGUGAGUGUGCGAGAGAGACAGUGAGUGUGAAUGAGACUGUGACGAAGUGCCCUUCGCCAUUUGUUCCUGGAGAGGACUAAUUGCCAGCCUCUUGUCUUGUGACUAUGGCCCCUGGGAGUGUUUGUAUUUUAAAAACGUUAUUUGGGCUUAUGAACUUUUAUUAAACUGUUUCUGACCCUUUAAAUGCUCUGGGUAAAGAUCUGUACUUUUGCUAUGGCACUAUGGAAGCAGCCAAAGUUCGAAGUGGCCGCCAUCCGUGGAGGUGGCCAUUUUAAUUUAGUCGAACACAGUCAGCGGUUUAAGUUAAUCGAACACCGCUGAAGUUGGAACUAUCCCAUUCGAAUGGAGUCGAACAACGUUCGACCAUUUGAACGCCGAAGGCACCAGUUCGUGCAUUUGAACUGUAAAGAAUAGACCGGCCGCAUAGCUCAAAUCUCUGGAACUGUUUUGGGCAUGAAAAUGUGCGUGGACAUAAUAAUGGACUAGUGGAGAAUGAUACUUUAUGGUGCUCAUUUAAAGCAGUAAUAAGGGGACAUUGUAUAAUGCUCAAUAAAUUAAAGAAAAAAAAGGGGCAAAUGUACAAGAUCUUUACAUUGAAUUAUAUAAAUAAAAAAACAAUGAUAAUCCAACCAAGGACACUCAGUUAAAAAAAGAGAAAAUUAAAUCUGAGAUUCAGGAAAAAACUUAUGAAAAAAUCAAAACAAAUAUGCAUAAACUUAAAGUUAAAUAUUAUCACAAAUCUAACAGAGCUGAUAAAAUAAUGUCCAAUAUGCUGAAAAAAAAAAAGAAAUACGACCAACAAGGUUGAUAAAAUAAUUACUAAUGAUACCAUCUCCCUUCUUCCAGAACAGAUAGGGAAAGCAUUUAAUGAGUACUAUGCCAACUUAUAUAGUCUUUCAGUAACUACCCCUUCAGAAAUAAUAAAAAAAUAUAUUUAAUCAGCAAAAUUGAAUAAAAUAACAGAAACACAGGUAAAUAACCUAAAUAAAGAGAUUACGGAAGAAGAGAUCAAUAUAAUAAUAGAUAGAUUAGAAACUUAUAAAACGCCAGGUCCGGAUGGAUUUGGAAAUAAAUUCUACAAAACAAUGAAACUUCAUUUGAUAGGCCACUUAAAAAAUACCUUUAAUUCUGCAGUUAAAAAGGGCAGAUUCCCAGAUGAAAUGCUUAAAGCAAAUAUUUUACCUAUAUUGAAACCAGGGAAAGAUCCAACUAAAGUACAGAGUUAUCGCCCAAUAUCAGUAAUAAAUGUAGAUAUUAAGAUAUUUUCUUCCAUUAUAGCUAGCAGAUUAAAAGAAGUUAUAAAACAGCUAAUCCAUCCUGAUCAAACAGGUUUUGUUUCAGACAGAAUGUCAAGCAAUAAUAUUAGACGCUUGAUUGAUGCACUAGAUAUAUCACAAAAAAAAGAAAAUCCCAGGGUCAGCUGGGACUUUAUUAAGUUUACCCUAGAAGAAGAACUAGGUAUACAGGGAUGGUUGCUUAAUGCAAUCUUAGCUUUAUAUAAAGAUCUAAAGGCGAGAACAAUCGGUCCGGGUAUAUGCUCAGAUUGGUUUAAAUUGAAUAAUGGGACCAGACAAGGCUGUCCUUUGUCCCCUUUAUUGUUUAUAUUAACACUAGAGGUUCUAGCUAACAGAAUUAGAAAUAAUGAAAAUAUUAAGGGAUUUAUAGCAAAACAGAAAGAACUGAAAAUAUUUCUCUAUGCUGAUGAUACUAUUCUAUUUUUGAGCAAUUCGUCAACAUCAAUAUUAAAUGCAAUGUCAGAAAUUGAUAUAUAUAUAUAUAUAGUGAAGUAUCAAAUUACAAAUUAAAUAAAACAAAAUCAAUUGCUAUAUAUAUCAAUAUGUCAAAGCAAGAAAUAAAUUCCUAUCAAGAAACAUAUGGCUUUACUAAAGCUUUAUAUUUAGGAAUUAAAAUUUGCAGAAAGGUAGAAAGUACUAUGCGAAUAAAUUUUAUGGAUCUCCUAAAAGAAACUAAUAAGAAUUUGAAAGAAUGGAGAAAAUUAGAAGUAUCUUGGGGAGGAAGAAUAAAUAUUCUAAAAUCAUAUGUUUUGCCAAAAUGGAUUUAUAUGUUUAGAAUGCUCCCAUUAGAAAUCCCGAAUGCAUGGCUGACAAUGAUCAAUAAGGCCUCUUCUAAUUUUGUAUGGCGAGGGAAAAAACCUAGAAUUAAAAAUGGAGUACUAGCAAGAGGAAUAAAGAAGGGAGGCCUAGGAUAUCCAAAUAUAAGAAAAUAUUAUGAAGCAGGAAUUAUUGCGCAUGUUAUGGCUAGUCAAAUAAAACAAAAUAAAGAGGAAGUAUGGUGGUGGUCAGAAUUAGAAUCUAGCCAAUUAAGAGAUACUGUAGAGUUACUCUGGAGUACAAAAAAAAUGCAAUCUAUCCAGAUCGUACAUUUUAGGACAGAUCACUCCAAUAUGGCAAAAAAUAAGGAAAAAAUUGAUUUGGAAAAUAAAAUAUUUGAUUUUCAAAAAUUAGAAACAAUAGAAUUAAAUAUGGAGAAUAUCUCCUUAAAACUAUGGAAAGAAAAAGGAAUAAAUAUUAUAAAAGAUCUGAUUAAAGAGGAUAAAAUCAAACCUUAUAAAACGUUGGUAGAGGAGUUUAAGAUCUCUGUUAAAGAUGUAUAUACUUAUUUUAGAGUAAAACAUUAUUUGGAGAAAGUUGAGUUAGUAAAAGAGGGUAAGAUGUAUGAUAUAUUAAAAUCAAUAUUAUACCAGAAUAAGACAAAGCAGCUGUUCUCUAGAUGUGUUAGAAUGUUGGACCCAAUGGAUGAUUCUGUCCCGCCUAGUGCUAUUAAAAAAUGGAAUAUUGAAUUAAAAAUUAAUAUAGAAUUAUCUGAAUGGCUAUCUACCCUACAAAAAAUCAAUAAAUAUGUCCACUCCUUUAUAUUGAUAGAAACACACUUCAAGUUGGCUAAUCAAUGGUAUAUGACGCCAACGAAAAUAGCUAAAUUUGAUGUAUCUAGAGACACGAAGUGUUGGAAAUGUAGAGAGGAAAAAGGAAACUAUAUUCAUAUGUGGUGGUCAUGUAAACAAGUGAUUGUUGUAUGGCAGUGGGCUCAACUUAUCAUCCAUACACUGUGUGAUGUUAAAAUGUUUCUAAAACCUGAAAUAAUGUUAUUACAUUACAAAUGGCCAAAAUUUAAUAAAAUAAAUCAAUUUUUAAUUAUUCAUUGUUUAAUGGCCUGCAAAAUAAUAAUAGCAAGGAAUUGGAAGGGAGAUACCCCUUUUAACAUCAAAUUAAUAACAAUUCAGUUGGUUUACCAACUUAAAAUGGAGAAGGAUCAUUGCAAGCUUCUGAAUGAUAAUUUGAGCCUAUGGGAAAACUGGGAGAAAAAAUUACUACAAUUGUAAUAUUAAUAUCAUUUGAAAAGAGAUAGAGAAGUUGGAAGUCAGUAGAACUCUCGUGGGGAGGUGGGUAGUUUUGUGGGUUUUUUUUGUGUUUUCUUUGUCUCUGUGUUUAUGUGUAUGAAUUUGAAUGUGUUUUAAAUACUUUUUUGUACAAUGUAUUUAUGGUGAAAAAUCUGAUAAUAAAAAGAGAUGUGGAAAAAAAAAAAGAAAAAAAAAGAAAAUGUGCGUGCGGUCGGUCAAAAUGGGACUUCCACCUAACUCCCGAACGGCUGAACGGAUUCAAAUGAAAUUUGGAUAUGUUGUUCCCAUAAUUAUGCUGUUUCUAAAAAGUAAAUUUUAUGCAAAUAUGAUGUGUAAUUUUAAAGUUAUAAAAGUUGUGUGUAACGGACCGUUUUGCUAACAAGAGGUUAAAAACCGUUUAGGCGAUAUUCCCCUUUCAGAUGCACAGACAGCUACUGCAAUCACCAAUCUCCCGAACUGCAAACUACACAAAUUCUCCAACUCCCGAACAGGAAACUCACGAAUACCGGAAACAGCUGAACAGGAAAAACCAUACGAAAGGUUUACACUCCUGCCAGUCAGCAUACAAUCCAAUUCCCCCAAUAACGAAACGACACUUCUUUUGAGGGUUAAGCAGAAUCUGUUUACUGGCACCAAAAUAACCUUCUUUUAUGCAGGUUUCCCUUAGAUAGGACCACCCAUAGGGUUUUACAAAACAACCAUUCAUACACGUAUAUUACAGAAACACUCCCAGCAAUUAUACACAAAAAUCCUCCCCUCUGCCUGUGAUCUAAUUAUGGUACGGAAUGGUUUAACAUAAUUAAACACAGGCAGUAAAAAUACAGUUUUUUUCACAUAUCCUGUAACUUUAAAACUACACAUCCAAUCUCCAUAAAAAUGACAUAUUUAGAAUCACCAACCUUCAAAUAUAUACAUAACCAAAAAUCAUUCAUCCAGGGGUUAAAAAGUUAGCUGGAGGUCCCUUUAUGACCGACCGCAAGCACAUUAUCCUGCCCAAAACAGUUCCAUAGAUUUGGGCUGUGAGGUCGGUCUAUUUCAGGCUGAAAAAACGACUAAGUCCCAUCGCCGAAUGGUCUCUACGGCUGCAAAUACGUUGUGGGAGAAGGUAGGUCUCAGCGGUGUUCGCAGAAAUGUGUAGCCAAUUUUAGUUCCAUGAAUUUGCCUACACAUACCACUGACCUCGUGUGAAUGAACAAAGAUGGCCGCCGCCACGUGUUCGACAAACGAACAAAGGCCACCCAGCUUUGUCAAUUAAGCUGCGGUUAACCGCAGCUUCUGGGAGGUAGAUUGCCAACACACUCCCAAUACAGGUGGUCUGCCUGUGUGGUACUUGGUUCAGUAAGCCCCAUUUAUUGAACCAAGUGGGAAAUAGCUAGGAACAAAGGGUUUUAACCCGGACUGGGGACACAGUCUUAAAGGGGCAGUGUCCAAAUUUUCCCUAUGCCCCAAAAAGGUGCUUAAAGGGCCAGCACCAGUCCCACAAAAAUGUACAUAAGCCCUAAUAUGCCCACCGACUGUCUUAAAGGGCCAUACACACCCAAUAAAAGUCCAUAAGUCUUCACAAUCUCCCAGGGGCCAUAGUCUAAAUGCAGCAGACGAGCAACCAGGCUUCUCCAGUGCAUAGUGGCGAGGUUGGUUCUGCCACAUUGUAUGUACGUAUUGUAUUUUUGCUUGGAGAUAAUUGAGUUAAUACAGCCAUUAAACUCAAUUAUCUCCCAAGCAGAGGGGAGGAAUUUGCUGUGAUGAAUGGGAGUGUCUAACUAUGUGUCUGGAUAUGAUUGGUUGUUACGGUUGUGUUUUCAGUACCCAACAAGGUCCAUGUGGGUGGUGUCACGUAUUCAUCCGCUUACAAAAAUGUGGUUAAUGACUUUUACUGUCCACACAGGAAAAGUUGUGUCGAGCAACAACCAAAUCCACAGAAGGGUUAAUGCUGAGCAGAAAUUAUGCAAAUGAGAUCUGGUAACUGCCUUUGGGGUCAAAGCCUAUCAGACCUAGAGGAGGGGUAUUUAGGCCCAGUUCUCAUCCUGCUCAGUGCCCUGUCGUGGUUUCCCUUGUGGUUGUCCGAGAGUGUUAUUGAUUCUGGUUAUUCUGGUUAUUUGACUUUGGCAUUGUUUUUGUCUCAGGCGCCCUGUGGUAAACCUCAGGACAAAUUGUUCGUUCCAUUGGGGGAAAGGGUUAAUAUCAUGAAGGUGUUUCACAACAAUGUGUCUGCUGGUCACCCAGGUAUUAAUAAAUCCACUUCUGCUAUCAUGAGGUCAUUCUGGUGGGAUUCCCUCAAGAAGGAUGUUAAGGAGUAUGUGCAGGCUUGUUCUGUUUGUGCGGUUUCCAAAGUACCUCAUAACAAGCUAAUCCCUUGUGGCUUGUUACAACCUCUUCCCGUUCCUGAGGUCCAAUGGUCCCACUUGUCUAUGGAUUUCAUUGUAGAACUUCCUAGUUCUAAUGGUUAUACCACUAUUCUCAUGGUUGUUGACCGUUUUUCUAAAAUGGCUCACUUCAUCCCUCUCAAGAAAUUACCGUCAUCUCAAGACCUGGUACUGAUCUUUAUACGUGAGAUUGUCCAUCUGCAUGGCAUUCCUCACAAUAUUGUAUCUGAUAGAGGUUCUCGGUUUGUAUUGUUCUUCAAUAAGCAAUUGGGGAUUGAAUUGUCUUUUUCAUCCUCUUACCAUCCCCAGACUAAUGGUACAGCUGAGAGGGCUAACCAGUCUUUGGAGUUAUACUUGCGUUGUUUCGUUAAUAGCACUCAAGACAAUUGGUCCGAAUUAUUACCAUGGGCUGAGUUUGCUAGAAACAAUGCUGACCAUGACUCCUCUGGGCAUAGUCAAUUUUUUGUUAAUAAUGGCCGGCAUCCUACUGUCCUACCGGCUGUUUUUUCUGACACGUCUAUUCCUGCUUUGGAUGACCCUGUGGCUUCCAUCCGUGAUACCUGGGUUAAAGUUCAAUCUGUUCUGGGUACUGCUGCUGACCGUUUCAAGCAUUUUGCUGACAAGCGUUGAGGUGCCAACCCUGUUUACCAAGUGGGUGAGAAGGUUUAACAUCAGGCUCAAAGUCCCUAGCAUGAAAUUUGCUCCUAGGUUCCUUUGACCUUUUCGUGUCCUUUGUAGGAUCAAUCCUGUUGCGUACUGUAACGGACCGUUUUGCACACAAGGGGUAAAAACCGUUUAUGCGAUCGUCCCCCUUUCCAGAGAUGCAGGCACAGCUAUUGUAAAACACCAAACUCACGAACCGCCAAUAAGUGAAUGCUCCAAACUCCCGAACGGCAUCCAACAUAGCACUCCAAACACACGAACUGGAACCAUACGAAUCGCUGCUAGCAGACGAAUAGGAAAAGCAUCCAAGGGGCUUACACUCCUAGCAAUCAGUCUCUAUCAGCAUUCAGUAAAUCCCCCCCCAAAGACAAGACAAGGCUCCGUGUUGAGGGUCAAGCAGUGGUCUGUUUAAUGAGGGCUACCUGCCGGGGACCUCAGACCAUGACCUCACGAUCGAGAGAGAUCACAUAGGGCAUUACGUCCCCCCACACCUAACCCGGCCAUGCCGUGAGACGUGAUCGUCAAAUUAUUACUAUACACCACCAAAGAAAAAUUGAUGGCCACAGCCCGUGCAAAGUCACUGACCUACCAAGGACAAUCGCUACAAUUUUUCCAAGAUCUGGCACCCACGACUCUGAGAAAACUAAGGAAACUUAAACCCCUUACCUGGCCCAACAGGGCUGGAAAUAUAUGUGGGGCCACCCGUUCAAACUAAUGUUCCGGAAGGACAAUCAAUCUUACACCCUCCAUCACCCUGCAGACAUGAUGGACUUUGCCAAACAUAUCGGAGUCCCACUGCUCCAAGUACCAGCACCCGCCGACAGAGACCUACAAAGAUCAACCCGUCCCACACACAGGGAAGAACCGACACCCCACCGCCUGUCUCAAAGGAACAGACCGCCUCAAACUCCAAGGAAUACCUCGCAGAUGGGCACUUAAAGGAGAAGCACAGAGACAUGGACUUUACAAACAGGACUUGCCUCCAACGCUAUCUUCUAAACAGGUUUUCUCCCUAUCCCACCCCCCCCAAAAUAAAAAAAAUAGCCACCCUACCCCACCCAAAAGCCCCCACCACCCAGGAGGUACAACCUGUAUUCCCCUAAGGGUAUCUCCACGUGGUCUAUCCGCCAUAGCCCCUACCCCAUACGUGAUCCGACCACUACCCGGGCCAGCCCUAGACUUAAAGUGGCCUCCGGGGCACCAGCACACACCCUCCCACAGCCACGGAGAAGAAUCCCACAACAGGCCGCUGACACGAUCAACACAGGCCCACAAACCAGCCCCACAUAACCUCUCACUAUGACCCCCAUCCAUAUCCCCUGUGGCUAAAGAAACGCUAAAUAUUAGAUGUACAUGUAUAAUGUGUAGGUUAUGCUCAAGGGCGCACAAGCGCAUGUUUGUUAUUGUUAGCAAUAGUAUAGGCGAAACUCACAGGAGACCAGGGGGGCAUGGAUGCAUAUCACGCCAUAUACAUUAAAAGAAAACAUAGACAUAGGCGUACCAACCAGCCCCACAACCCCCCCACUACUACACCUACUGAGUGGUGGACUCCACGCCCCCCUUGUUACUGUAACUGUUAAUAGGCUAUGCAUAUGGUCUGGUCUCAUAGGCACACAAACGCACGCCCCCCUUGUUUACCAAGGCAGUCAUCAAUAAGGAGGAGGGGAAAAGCAAUGUACAACAUGUGGUAAAUAACUUUGUACUGUUCUGUGACCACGACGAAAUGCAAUGACAUAUGCAAUCCCUCUUCAGACAAUGUCAGGAUUAGACCGCUAGACAUGGGUAAUGCCUAAACUUUCGCCUUAUAUAUUACGAAGUUGAAUGCAAAAUGUACUGAAUUGAAUGUUCUUUAUUAUUUUCAAACCGUUCAAAAUAUUCUAUUACAGAUGCACAAAAAGGACUCACAGCCCCCCCACACUACACCCGAGACGGGACACGCUUUCCACGCUAUGGACCGGAGAGACGGGACCCCAGUGCAGAGUGGGACAGUGACCAACACAGUGACCAACACGCCACUACAGAAACCCCCUCACGAAACGUACGCAUAACCCCCCAUUAAACAAGGCACCAUACGCCUGACCACACUGACAGACAUAGAACCCACCGCCCACGCGGUAAGCCUCACUAAAGCCUAGAGUACACGGGGCAAACAAAGGAAUCCAAUCCUACUCAGCGCAGGCAUUAACCCCCACCCCUUCAUCCCUCAGCAGUCCCACAGAACCCACCAACCUCACUCGAUUUUAGAACCUAGAAGAAAUAAAGAGACAGACAACACCCACUACCUGGAUCUCACGCCAUACAAAGCUACACCCUCGGCACUCCUAGGCUCCCAGGAUGGCUCCAUUAGAAGGAGAGACAGAGAGUAUACUCCACAGAUUUAGACAUACGGAGGGCAUAGGGAGCAUCCCAAGGAGGACUACCUAGGACAGAGACAGGACGCGCUAAAAAUCGGACUGACAACCUGAGACAGCGACCUCAAACACUAAUGCGUGCACACCCCUCACACGAAACCCAAAUCACUUGCUACCUACAAGCUCACAGGCUCGGGGGGGAGAAAGGGGACCUACCGGCUACCUCGACCCCACCACUUCAAACCCCUCUCUUCACGUCAAACCUCCAGCUUCACCCUGUACUCGCAGACAGGCUUGGCAAAACUCCGCUCCCUACUAACCUGGCUAUAUCCACGUAAGACCAGGUCUCACUGACACACUCCUCAUACCCACGGCUGGCUCAUUAAUCUACACCAUUCACCCGUACUACACCACCCCUCCAGCACCCUCUUUACCCCACCACCCAGUCUCCCCCACCCACCCGCCUGGUCUCCCCGCACACAAAUCAGGGACACCACAUCCCGGGGGAGUAAGCGGGGGGGAGGGGAAGACCCAUGGCUCCCACACUGACUUGCACCUCCAUAAACUGUAAGGGCCUCAAUGUCAUGAUUCCGGAACCUAACAUGCUAACAGGACACAGAAAGGAAAGAUGCUAUAUCGGUCCUUAGAGUGGCCGGGCUAAGCACAGUAAGAAUGGUCAGGAGACAAGCCAAGUAAAGGGAGCCAGAAAACGGGAGAACAAGAAACAAGCCGAGAUCAAAGGAGUGGAGAAGACAGGAUAGUCGCAAUAACGAGCCAAAUAAUUGGUAACCAGAGAGAACCACGAUCAAACUACAAUACAGGUAUCACAAGACCACAACAGGGCACUGAGAAACAGGAAAGGUAAGUAUAAAUACCCUUUGCUUAAUUCUGAUUGGAUAACUUCCAAUCAGAAUUAACAAUCACACGUGGGAGAUAUCUACGCCUCCCACUGUGAUUGUGGUACUGUUGCUUUAACGCCGGGUCACAUGAGUGACCCUGGCAUUUGCAUAAAUUACCGACCUCCCAGCAUGCAGCGUUAUACAUGCUGCCGCUGGGAGGCCUAGAGGACGCGAGUGGCGAGCAGACCCCUGACAUAACCCCCUCUCGAGGACCGCCCGAUGGGCGGGAAGCCGAAGGCUUCAAAGGAAACCGCGCAUGAAAGGAGUGGAUCAAAGAGGGUGCAUUCAAGUCAGAGGCAGAAACCCAAGACUGCUCCUCAGGGCCGUAACCCUUCCAAUCUACCAGAUACUGCAACUGACCCCGAGAAAAACGAGACAGCGCAGAGGGAAUCCGGACGCCUGAGAGGACCAGAGAAUCGAUUACAGAGCAAGGGCUUCAAAAGGGAGGUGUGAAAAGUGUUAGGUAUACUCAUGGAAGGAGGCAAGGCCAGGGAGUAGGACACAGGAUUGACCUUACGCUAUACCUUAUAGGGGCCAAGGAACCUGGGUGCGAAUUUCAUCGAGGGGACCCUGAGGCGGAGAUUCUUAGAGGACAACCAAACCCUAUCACCCGGGACAUAAGAAGGAGCAGCACCCCUACGACGAUCAGCAAAUCUCUUCUGAGUAGCAGUCGCACGAGAAAGAGUAGCAUGGACCUGAUCCCACAUCUUCCGUAAGGAGGUGAGGUGCUCGUCCAAAGCGGGUAUUCCCUUGUCGGAGAACACGCCUGGAAGGACAGAGGUUUGGAACCCAUAAGCAACCAUAAAAGGACUUAAGCCAGUAGACGAAUAAGUCAUGGCGAAUUCAGCCCAGGGAAGGAGGUGAGACCAGUUGUCCAGGUGCGCAUUUGUGAAGCGGUGUAAAUAUAACUCUACAGAUUGAUUCGCUCGUUCGGCGGCUCCAUUAGAUUGGGGAUGAUAGGAGGAUGUAAAUGACAAGGAGACACAAAAGCCCCUCCAAAACCGAGAGACAAAUUGAGGACCCCUGUCGGAUACGAUAUCCUGUGGUAUACCAUGCAAGCGGAACACCUCUUUGGCAAAUACUUGAGCCAACUGAACCGCAGAAGGUAGUUUCUUAAGUGGAAUAAAGUGUGCCAUUUUAAAGAACCUGUCGGUCACAGUCAAAAUUACUGUCUGUCCACCAGAUGAAGGAAGAUCUACAAUGAAGUCCAUGGAUAAGUGGGUCAUGGUUUCUUGGGCACGGAUAGAGGCAUUAGGAGUCCCGAGGGUUUAACAUUAGGGGACUUACACUGUGCGCAAACACGACAAGCCUGCACAUAAUCCACCAUGUCAUGCUUAAGUGAGGGCCACCAAAACUGUUGAAGGAGACUCUUGUAUGUUUUGGUAAACCCUGGGUGACCAGCCGUUUUGGCUGUGUGAAAUAAAGCUAACAAUUUCUUUCUAUCUUUUUCUUUCAUGUAUAAUCUACCUACAGGUGUCUCAGAGGGUGCUUGGGUUUGGUAUGUCUUGAUACCAUCAAGGAAAAGAGACGAAAUAAUCAAACGGGUAGCAGCUAUUAUCUUAGAUGUAGGUACAAUGGGUUCAGGAGUGGGGGCAAUUGACUCCAAAGGUUCGUAUUGUCUGGAGAUAGCAUCAGCCUUGACAUUACGGUACCCAGGCCUAUAUGUGAUAAUGAACUGAAAGCGUGAAAGAAAUAAGGACCAUCUGGCUUGACGAGAGGACAACCUUUUAGCAUCUGCUAUAUAGGAGAGAUUCUUAUGAUCAGUUAUAACCAGGAUUUUGUGUCUAGCUCCUUCUAAUAAGUACCUCCAUUCUUUAAAAGCCAUCACAAUAGGGGGCGGGGCCGGACCGCCAUGCUAACCGGUCGCAUGCAGGAGAGGCUCUGGGGAAACCCGGCCUUUUAAGCAAUUUACAGCGGAACUUCACACACUAAACGGGCCAAAAGACACCCACAGCUGUGGGAGCGGCGGCAGACCCCGAGAUCGGGAGUUCUGAUCCUCUGAAGGGGGCAUGGAGCUUCGAGGGCUGCGGCAUACCCGGGAGGGGAGCGUGGUGGACGGCCGCCGCUGCGUCUCCUUCCCCUGCUACCACAAGCUGACUGCCUGAGUUGCUUGCCGGCCCUGUUUCCCCCCCCUUUGGACCGGGGGGGUCAUCCCGGUCCCCACUGAGGAGAGCCUGAGACGGGCGGCUGCUGAGGGGAGACUCUCUAACUGCCUCACAAAAUGGCGGCGGCAGACAGCUGAACAUUAUCUGCUCCUGCACCACGGAGCCCCUUUUAAACCACGGUUCCUUCAUCUGCCCUGCCGGAGGGCUUCAAGUAAAAGAAUACCGCAGACAUGAUCACCGCGAUCUGGGAGAAUGAGAGACCCCGGGCCCGCAAUGGAUAUCCCCAGGUGGGGCCAAGUGCAAAAGGCGCGAAAUGAAAGUGUGCUGCAGCGUGUAACGGCCAAACGGACCUACACGAGCCUGAUAUGGGGAGACUUUCCACACACAGAAGAGCACUGGUGAAGCUGAACUGCCGUGGUGAGGGAUCAGGGUCCGAAGGGAAGGAGUCACACAUGCCAGCACAGAGACUCUAACACCACCACAGGACACUGACUAAAUAAGAGAAGCUGCAGUUUUACAUCAGCUACCUAUCUACCUCUUGUCACCUAAAAAGUGUUCUAUCAUAUACCAUAGCCAUACAAUUAUACUACUAUGUCUAUUAUUAAUACCUAAUAAUAUAGGAAUACACUCAGCCCCGAUGGCCGCCCGCCUACCUACUCUGGCAGUGGUAAAAUCGAAGUUUAACCGUGUAACUUUCUUGAAAGCCCACAUUUACUUAAGCUACAAUUUACAUCUACUAGCAUAAACAUGUAGAUCCCAUCGUGACCCAUUGCGUUAGCUAUAAUAACUAAGCCUGCGUUUAACAUCUGUAACCUGCCCUACGUUAGUUUAUGUAGGAGUGCACAGAGCUUGUAACCUGAAGUGAUUAAGCUAUAAUUGCCCUAUAACCUGAUUGAUGAGCCAGCUUUUAGUUCAGAUGCAUACUUUGCAAUUGUUCUUGUUGAUGGAAGGUCUGUAACUCUUUGUCUAGCAAAGUAAUCUAUGCACUAACAUACUUGUAUUAUAUAGCGGGUUAAUUUUACAUGAAAAAUAACAAAAUUUGUGCUGUUUUAACUGCAUGCCAAAGCAACCUGAUGUUCAAAAUACACCUGCAUUCGCUGUUGUGGCACUGCAAGAAUUCAUGUUAACUUUAACGCUAAAACGUAUAACCGUAACUCUCAUUAUAUCUUGCAUCUAAUAACUAGUGUAACUAUCUUUUACAACCAUCUACUUUUAAACAUAUGCCAAUCUAGUAUUGUUUCACGCAACUUGUUGUCUAGUCUAGACUUAACUAUAUAACUUGAAAUACUACAGUCAGCAAUGUAAAAAAAAAAUUUUUCAACUGUCCUAGAGCAGCUAGAGAAGCCAGUGACUAGACCGAAGGCUCUACAAAGCUUAGAACGCACUGUGCCGCCGAGAUUUCGUAAGACCUACCCAGGCCCACUUGUUAACUGAAUACUCAGCAUAAAGCUUAAACGUGGACAAUCUCGACUAAAUAACAAAAAAAUGUGCAAGGAUUUAUGGAAACCCCAUUGUUAAAAAUGUUGAUAUUCAGCGUGAGGAAUGCUAUUGGGGCACCACACGCCUGCUGUUAUGACUUAUUUUGUUUUGCACUGCAAAAAUAAAGAAUUAAAAAAAAAAAAAAGCCAUCACAAUAGCUAAUAGUUCCCUGUUCCCGACGUCGUAAUUCUUUUCCGAAUCAGACCGUUUUUUAGAAAAGUAACAACAGGGAUGGAGGGGUUCGUUAUACGAUAGUCUUUGUGAUAAUACAGCUCCUACACCUGAUUCUGAAGCGUCUACUUCCAUAACAAAGGGAAGGGAAGGAUCAGGAUGGUGUAGCACAGGGGCAGUGGCAAAUGCCUUUUUGAGAGUCUCAAAGGCUUUAACGGCUUCAGGAGUCCAAACCCUGGGGUGCAAACCCUUUUUAGUCAGUUUCAUGAUAGGAGAAAUGACUGAUGAAAAGUUUUUAAUAAACCUGCGAUAAUAAUUGGCAAAGCCUAUAAAUCGCUGGCCUUGAGGAAGAGGCCAAGACAAUAUGGCUUCUAAUUUUGAAGGAUCCAUACUGAAUCCCUGUUCAGAAAUGAUGUACCCUAGGAAUUGUACAGAUUUUUGGUCAAAUAAACAUUUCUCCAAGUUACAAUAAAGACUGUUCUGCAGCAACCUCUUAAGUACCAUCCUCACAUGGGCAUGAUGUGACUCCAAAUCAGGAGAAUAUACAAAUAUAUCAUCAAGAUAAACCACGGCACAGACAUGCAGUAAAUCUCUAAGGACAUCAUUUAUGAGGUUCUGAAAGACAGCAGGAGCAUUACACAGUCCAAAAGACAUGACUAAAAACUCGUAAUGCCCACUGCGUGUAUUGAACGCUGUCUUCCAUUCAUCAUUCUCCUUUAUACGAACGAGUUAUAAGCCCCCCUGAGGUCUAGAUUAGUAUAAUAUAUAAAACCUUUAACACGGUCAAACAACUCAGUAAUGAGAGGGAUAGGAUAAGCGUUUUUAACUGUUAUAUUAUUCAGGCCUCUGUAGUCUAUACAUGGCCUCAAAUCGCCCUCUUUCUUGGCAACAAAAAAGAAACCAGCACCAGCCGGAGAGGAGGACCUUCUGAUAAAACCUUUACGUAAGGAUUCCUGUAUGUACUCCUUCAUGACCUGGUUUUCUUUCUCAGAAAACGGGUAGACCUUACCCCUAGGAGGUAAUCCCGGUGUGGGGGUCGUUUAUCAGCUUCGCUUUUUUCAAAGACCAAUGCGAGGUCUGCAUACACAGGAGGGACAGAAACAGAAAGUGUUUUAGCUGUAGGCACAUUAAGUAAGCAAACGGGACGUAAAUGGGCCAUACAGUCUUGUUAACAAGAUUCCCCCCAGGAGAGUAUAUCUAGACAACCCCAAUCAAGUACCGGGUUAUGCUUCACUAACCAAGGAAAGCCCAGAACGAUGCAAGCUGUAGGGGAGUCAAUUAUUUGAAAGGUUAACUUUUCCUUGUGUAAGGCACCCACAGCCAUAACCAUUUCUUGGGUUUCAUGAGUCACCAGAGGUUUAUCAAGUGGUCUACCAUCUAUGGCCUCAACGGCCAAGGGAUCAGAUUCAAGGCUGCGGUUUUUGCAAAGUUCUCAUCCAUAAAGUUGUCUGCAGCCCCUGAAUUGAUCAAGGCUUUAGUUGUUAUAGUGGUUUGAUUGACCAAAAGAGUAACCGUAAUAAAUGGUCUGGAGAUGGACACAUGAGGGGAAAAAACCAUAACACCCAAGGCCAACCCCUCUUUAGGCCUUAGGUGCUGAAGUUUCCCCGCAAACUAGGACAGUUUCUUCGGAGAUGCCCCCUCUUUCCACAAUAAAGGCACAAGCCCUCCCUUCUGCGGUAUGUUCUUUCAGCUUCAGUUGAGCCUACAGCACCUAAUUGCAUGGGUUCGGGAGGUGGUUGAUUAGGGGGAGGUAAUGCUAAUAAUGCAGUACUAGGUAAAGCAGGUAACCCCUGUGUAUUCAUUCUUCUUUGACUACGCCUCUCUCUAAUACGGUUGUCAAUAAGAAUGAUAUAAUCUAUUACAUCAUCCAGAAGAACAGGCAAUUCCCUGGAUGCUAUUUCGUCUAAUAUGUAAGUGGCCAAACCCUCCUGAAAGGCUGUUACGAGGGCGUCGUUAUUCCAAACCACUUCAGCUGCCAGAGUGCGGAAUUCAAUGGUAUAAUCCGCUACAGAUCUAUUACCCUGUCGGACCCUAAGCAGAGCUUUGCCAGCAGAAGCAACCCUGCCGGGUUGAUCAAAUGUACGUUUAAAAGCUGUCAAAAAGUCUGCAAAGGACAUUGAGGAUGUAUUCUCCCACAUGGGAUUAGCCCAUGCUAGAGCUUUCCCAGACAAGUGGUUGAUCAGAAAAGCAAUUUUGGUUCUGUCAGUGGGGUAGGAACGAGGAUUCAUCACCAAAUGAAUAUCAAUUUGGUUGAGGAAACCACGGCACAACGCUGGAUCACCGCUAUAGCGCCGAGGUGGCGUCAUGUGAACCAUGUGAGCAGGAGCAGGUACUGGAUUGGGAAUGGGUUCUGACACAGCAGCAACAGCAGCUUCUUGAACGGCAGGUUGCAAGUGGGCAGUACGAACCAGUAUGGUUUGUAAAGCCUGGGCAAACUGAUCCAUACGGUGGUCUAAACCAUCCAUUCUAGCCUCCUGAUUUACUAACAACUGUGGAAUGUCAGCAGGUUCCAUGGUGGCCCUGUUGUAAUGUCACGAUUCCGGAACCUAACACGCUAACAGGACACAGAGAGGAAAGAUGCUAUACCGGUCCUUAGAGUGGCCGGGCUAAGCACACUAAGAAUGGUCAGGAGACAAGCCAAGUAAAAGGAGCCAGAAAACGGGAGAACGAGAAACAAGCCAAGGUCAAAGGAGUGGAGAAGACAAGAUAAUCGGAAUAACGAGCCAAAUAAUUGGUAACCAGAGAGAACCACGAUCAAACUACAAUACAGGUAUCACAAGACCACAACAGCGCACUGAGAGACAGGAAAGGUAAGUAUAAAUACCCUUUGCUUAAUUCUGAUUGGAUAACUUCCAAUCAGAAUUAACAAUCACACGUGGUAGAUAUCUACGCCUCCCACUGUGAUCGUGGUACUGUUGCUUUAACGUCGGGUCACGUGAGUGACCCCGGCGUUUGCAUAAAUUAACGACCUACCAGCGUGCAGCGUUAUACAUGCUGCCGCUGGGAGGCAUGGAGGACGUGAGCGGCGAGCGGCGGAUACCAGACGCCGCUCGCCGACAGGUAGGAGGGGGGGAGACCACGUGCAGCCUCCCCUCACAGCCGCCAGCGGACCCCUGACUCAACAACCCCCUCAAACGCCAUCAAACAAUGCGCUGGGCGAAUAGAACCCGGGUGCAAAUCAUCUUUUUGCAAGAAACCCACUUUCAACACAACAGGGCAUUCCCAUUGCAAAACCGAAAUUUCAACAGACACUUCCUAGCGAACUCACCGACAGGCAAACACAACGGAGUAGCGAUCUUAUUACACAAAGCAUGCCCCCUUACAGUGGAAAGAAUCAACGUCGACCCACAAGGCCGAUACAUAACUGUAGCAAGGAGAAUAGGCGCUCAAAAAUACGCCCUCUCCUCAAUCUAUGCUCCUAAUGCCCCAUCAGCCUCCUUCUGGCAAACAAUACAGGCAGAUCUUGCGCUAUUCUCCUGAUACCACUUAGUAUUAGGAGGAGACUACAAUGCUACCUCAUCCCCAGCGAUAGACAGGUGCAGAACAGGUCCUCUAACAAACCCACGCACCCACGCGGCUAAACCCGACAAACUCUUCCAAUCCUUCCUCACACGAACCCGUCUCAUAGAUGUAUAGAGGGCCCAACACCCCACCACCCAAGACUACACGUUCUACUCCCACCCACACCGCUCCCAUUCGCGCAUAGACAUGUUCCUGACUUCCCCAUCAAUGCUCCCUAUGAUCAAAUCCACGACUAUCGGAUCAAUAACAUGGUCGGACCACGCCGAAAUCUCACUUACAUUCGACCCACCAAAUGUAACACACCAAUGGUCCUGGCGACUGAACCCUACGCUGCUACAUAACCCCACGAUCCGCGAUACUACCUCGCAAGCCAUUUCAGACUACUUCUCCCUAAACAAGCACUCAGUUACCUCACCGGGGAUCCUAUGGGCAGCACAUAAAACGGUAAUCAGAGGCACCCUGAUCAACCUGGCCUCCCACCACAAAAAAACAACGCCUAACGAACCUCGAACACAACCUAAAAGAACUCCGCUCACUGGAAACCGCAUUCAAAAUCCAACCCACACCCGACCUAAAUGCUAAAAUAUCACAAUGCCAGGCAGCCAUAAAAGACUUCAUGUCUGCAGACACAACCAAAGCCCUCCAAUGGACACAUCAGCUCUUUUAUGAGAAAUCAAACAAGGCUGAUACCCUACUCGCCUGUAAACUGAACCGCAGAGCUGCCCACAAACAGAUUACCAAAAUCCACACGAGACGCCAGAACAAAUAGCAACAGUAUUCCAAGAAUACUUCUCAGAACUCUACGACCACAGCCCCCAACACAGGCACAACCCCACCCUGCUAACUGCCAAAAUCAACGACUACCUCGACUCUAUCACUCUGCCCUCAGUAACACCCGAAGGAGCUAGCAGGUUGACAGAAGCAAUAACACCAGAAGAAUUAGCUAACACACUCAAAACCCUAAAACCAAAUAAAUGCCCAGGCCCAGAUGGCUUCCCGGGUCUAUACUACAAAACUUUUGCAACAGCCCCACUUUCACAAAUAAGCGAUCUCUUUAACUCAAUGCUUCAGGGGGACCCUCUUCCCCCAGACAUGUUGCAGGCAAACAUAUGCCUCCUUCCGAAACCAGGCAAAUCCCAUCUGGACCCCGGGCAUUACAGGCCAAUCUCUCUGCUAAAUGUAGAUAUUAAGCUAUUCACAAAGGUUAUGGCAGAGAGACUUAACCCCCUUCUGCCAAAACUCAUCCACCCGGACCAGGUAGGGUUCAUCCCGAACAGACAGGCUGGUGACAACACCAGACGCACCUUCGACCUCAUAUGGUACACUGACCGCAGACGCAUUCCCACCCUGAUCUUAUCCCUCGAUGCUGAGAAAGCAUUUGACAGAUUGCUAUGGCCCUUCCUAUUUGCAACAUUACAAAAGUUCGGUUUUCCACGACCCUUUCUCAACUCUCUGAGCAUGCUAUAUUCCUCCCCAACAGCUAACCUUCUCCUGCAUUUGGCUAGACACCCAUCUUUCCGAAUUCAGAACGGCACACGACAGGGAUGCCCCCUCUCCCCAAUCCUAUUUGCCAUCUCCCUGGAACCGCUACUCCAAGUCCUCAGAACCCACAAAGACAUACACGGUGUACAUAUCAGGGCCAAAAUAUUCAAGACUGCCGCAUACGCGGACGACAUCCUCCUGACAAUCACAGACCCACUAAACUCACUCCCACCCCUAUUCAUGGCGAUAUCAGAAUACGCUAAUAUCUGCGGAUACAAACUUAACUUGGAAAAAAAAACGAAGCUCUCCCGAUACAGAUAGACCAACCUACCCUCCAAUCCCUCCAUGCACGCCACCCGUUCAACUACCAGACCUCUGCCAUCAAAUACUUGGGCACCAUUCUCCCAGCUGACCUAACACAAACCUACAGUCUCAACUACGCGCCCUUACUUCACACAGCCUCACAAGACCUCGAAAAAUGGAAAGACAUGUCCAUCUCUUGGAUUGGCCGAAUGACCUCGAUAAAAAUGAACCUCCUCCCGAGGUUCUUAUACCUCUUCCAAACCCUCCCAAUUCAGAUACUCAGGUCCAAUUUUAAAAACCUGCAGACCAAAAUAGACAAAUUCAUAUGAGCCGGCAAAAGAGCCUGGAUCGCCCGCCAAACACUUUACAUACCAAACAAAGCAGGUGGACUGGCACUGCCCAAUUUCACCCAAUACUUCCACCCAGCACAAAUAGCACAAACAAUUCAACUCCACGGCGCCCCCGGCCAUAAACAAUGGGUCGAUUUUAGAACACAAUAUAUUCGGAAAGGACUUCCCAUCCCUAUACAUCUGGCCCCCGCUCCUUACACUUCCCCAGCGGUCCUUACCACAAUCAAAAUAUGGGACAAAAUCACUGAAAAACACGACCUCAUCUCCCACCCCUCCCCACUAAUGACCAUGCUCCGGAACCCACUGUUCAUGCCAGGUAUGUCACCAAAGGACUUUACCCACUACGAAGAUAAUGAUCUGACCCGCAUUCACCAAUUUUAUAAGGACCAACAAAUCAUACCAUUCACGGAACUUCCCCAACAAACCCCCCUCACAACCCGAGACUUCUUCCGUUACAUACAAAUACGCAGCUUCAUUGCCAAGCCAGCUCUAAAGAAAGCAGGCGCCACCCCCCUCACCCCACUAGAAAAAGCAUGUAGCAACCACCCACUCCACCAAGGACAGAAACCACACGGGAGGGUUCCACGCCCUAUAUAGCAGCCUGGGAGAAAGACCUAGGCCCCAUAGGAGACCCAGAGGCUACAGCAACCAUCUCGAUUUGUGUCAAUCACAUAGAGCAAGCAUAUAAGACACUCCUCAGAUGGUACCUCACCCCCCUACGCCUGAAACAAAUGAAACAAAAGGACAACGACCUAUGCUGGAAGGGGUGCGGAAAUCGGGGAAAAUACAUCCACAUGUGGUGGGAGUGUCCACAGGUAAUCCCACUUUGGCAACAGAUAGCACAAUUAGCCUCGCAAGCGCUACACACCACCAUCCCGAUGGACCCAUGGUUAUGGCUCCUCUCUAGACCCCUUAGAGACACCCCAAGGGCACAAAAUAAGCUGAUAGCCAAACUAGCGCUAGCCACCAGGCAAGCAAUUGCAGAAAAAUGGGGGAGCCCAGACAUACCACCCAUAACCCUCAUAAAACGCAAAAUCAAUGAAGCAAUGACAAUGGAUAAACUCACCUCCCUAGUACACGACACCACCAAGCACUUCGACAAAAUAUGGGAGCUAUGGGUCUUUGAAUUCCCAACCCUACCGAACAACCCACCCUGCGGGACAGACUAGACGGGGGAGGCACCUUUGGGAAAAUCCCUCGAGGAUCGUCCCAAACCCCAAACCUCCCCCUUCCCCUCAUCCCCUCCCAUAUUACCCAGCCAAACCACCCCAAUAACUACCCCUUCCCCUACCGGACUGAUACUAAACAUGAUUCAUUUUACCUAUCUCACGAAAAUCUAGGUUAACGCACGACUUAGCGAAUAAACUCAUACACAAGUAAUCAAUCAACCACUAACUCAGUCUAUCAGCACGUCGAAUCGCACAAGCUUAUCUAACCUUUAACAUACUUCCUGUUCGGAUUAUAAAAAAAAUGUGCAAUGUUUUUCAGUGCCAUACUAAUGAUGUUAUAUGUAUACAUAUUCGCUUGCACCAGCUGUUAUGGCAGAGUGAACUAGGCUGUUCACACUUUGCACGGAAGCAGUGCACAUCACUGGACAGACAGGUAUACCUAACCAACUUAAGCAAGAACUAUGCUUGAUUCCCUCACCGCAUGUCUACCCAAACACUUCAACAUGUUCAUACCAAAUAACCCAUGUGUUACAAAACCUCUAAGAGGUUAAUACCUUGCCUGACACAACCUAUUAAUACCUACCUUGCUCUAGACAGUUUAUCUCUGUACGAAUGUGUUAUAUAACCAGCCGAGGCGCAAACCCAUAGCCAGAUACUUAGCCUGUGAUUUACACGACAAAUGCUUAAUAUGUUUUUGCUUUUAGUUUGAAACUGUUCUUUAAUAUGUACAAUGCCAUUCCGGUCACCUCACAUAUAGUGCAUCUUAACAUUGUAUAUCUUUAACUGUUUGAACAUAGUACAUGUACCGUUUUUAUGUACUUGCAAAAAAGAAAAAGAGGCUACCUUUUGCUCCUUGAUUGCACUCAUGGCUUGUGUGAGCACCUACUGUUAUAUUCUGAUAUGUAUUACUCAAAUGCCUCAAUAAAAUAAAAUAAAGAAUUUACAAAAAAAAAAGAAGUAGAAAUAGAUAGAUAGAGAUAGAUAGAUACAUAGAAAUAUAGAUAGAAAGAUAGAAAGAAAUAGAUAAAUAGAUAGUAAGAUGAUAGAUAGACAGAAAGAAAUAGUGUAGAAUAUUGCAUAUUCUAUGUUUCUAUUGAUUAUAUAUGGAUGUGUGGAUUGACAUAAGUAACAGAUGGUCUAAGUCACAAGGCUUUCUUUGUCCGAGAGCUCUGGAAUGUGGAUUUGGGGGUCUUGUCCUUAUAUGGCUAGAGUUAAAUGCUGACUUUAGUAUGAGCACAUCUAUAUAGUAACAGAGGGGCACAAGGUUGCUCUGUCUUGGCUCUGGCUCUCUCUCGAUGUAAAGAUGUAAGGAUUUAAAGAAGUCCAGCAAUUACCAUCUGCUGUUGAAUGUCCACUAUCCUGUAACAUCCUUUAUUAUGUUUUAUUAUGUAUCCGUAACUAAGAAUAAACCUAAAGAAACCGUAAGUCAGAUUGCGUAUUAGUACUUUUCAAUAAUAUAGACAUAUAUUAUUGUGGCGAGCAUUUGGCCCAAGACUAUAUAUACAAAAGACGUAUAUAUAUCAAUCAACUGAAGACAAGAAGAAAUUAAGAAGAUUUAACAGUGACAAUUAUUCAAACAAGAUUUUACAUUGGCUAGCCAGCCAAUCUUCUAUUCAAGGUUUGUUCCCACUUCAAGGGGGGAGAGAGAAGAAUCGAGUUACACCGCUAUUUUGGAACUGGGAAAACAAACUUGAACAGAAAAAAAGAACCGUGUUAAAAGCCGUGUUAAGAGCUGUGUGUGUUUAUCAGAAGACAAAGAUUUUCAAAUCACAAAGACUGUUCCAAGAUUAUAUUCUACAACAGACAAAAGCACGUGGUAUAAAAAAAGCAGCACAAGAUACAACGUGAAUUCUAGAAGCAAGCACGUGGCAGAGAUUGGCAAUCAUCCAGAUUCAAGCCCAGAACUGUGCAGCUGUGUGACUGAAGCAACUAAAUAGACAGAAGUAACUGAUCUGGUGAGUAACAUGGAAUUCAUAAACGAUAUGGCAGAGAAAAGUAAAUUGCAGUUUGCAUUUAAUAACAGCUAUUCAGAUGCUGUUUUGUGGCAAUCUUUAUACACACAAUGUGAAAUUGCCAAUAGUGAAAUUGACAAGAAAUUGUUUGUUAAUAAGAAAAAACUAAAGAUCAGAAAUGUUAUGAAACUAGUCUGUACUUACAAUGCAUUGAUUUGUAAACGAGAUGCAGGUCAAGACAAUUUAGAAUUAGCAGAUAAAGAAAUAGAUUUGAAUGGGUUAACAGAAGACAAAUCAGAUUUAAAUGAACAGUGUAACAAUGUAACAGAGAGAACAUUGUCAGAAACCAUCUGUGAACUAGAGGAUAGAGUUGAACUAAGAAAUUAUCUUAGUUGCCAGCUUACAAAUGAAGUUAAGCAAGUGUGUGUUAAUACAAGAAAAAUACAGGCACAGAAUUUAAUCCCAGAACCAAUAGAUACUGAAAAUGUACCCUCACAGAGUGAUUUGCAGAAAUGUAAAUUUCAAUACAGAGCUGCAAAACUUAAUUUGAAAAUCCAUGAACAAUUACUGAAAAUUGUGAAAUGUAUUCCAGUUUAUGACACGUCAGUGGAUGCAUUUACUAAUGCUGAAAUGUUUGAGUCAAAUGUGGACAAAUAUAGCCUAAAUGAUGAACAAAGGAAUAGACUAUUUCAAAUAUGGCUGCCGACUCAAAUGGCCUGUAAAAUGUGAGGACGAUGAUGAAAUAGUAUGUGGAAAUAAGCAAGACAGAUUAACACAAUUAAUAAAAUUAACAACAGGGAAUGAUUUUGCAGACACUGAAAUGCUGGAAAAACUAAAACCACACAAGGGGAAGGAUAUAUUUAGUUUUCUUGUAAAAUUUGAAAAUGCAUAUAGACUUGUUGCUAAUUUUCCUGAAGAUCAGUUAAUUAAUGAAUUUGUGAAAAAAUUUCAAGAUCUAGAUCCAACUGCAAUUGUAAUUGCUAGAGAAAAAAGCACUUUGAAUGACGUUGCUUUAUUCUUAGAUAACUUAAGGAAGGUAACCAAUAAUGAAGGGGUUAAAAUGACUUGUGGAAUUAGGCAGAGAAAGAAGUGCAGAUUUGACACCCCUCAACCCCCUCCUCCUUCUUCUAGGACAGAGUGUAAAAGAGUGAUACAGAGAGCUGAGCCCCUCCCAAUUUGUUCAACUAGAAACUGCACAGUUGAUAAUUAAAGGCAGAAUAUAACUCCUAAAAUUAUUUGUUUUUGGUGCAAUAAACAACAUUAUUUAAGAUCUUGCAGAUAUUUUAUCCGAGAUAUCAAAUCAAAAGCAAAUGAGAAAUUAAAUUUGUUGAUUGAAAAUUUUGACAGAGAAAAUACAUGUGGGGAUAAAUCAAUUAAAGCCUUUCCUUGUAAACUGAUAAUCAGACAAAUAAGAGCAAUUUUAGCUAAAUUGAAAUUAGGAGACAGACAAGCAAUGCAGUGUAACACAGGAAGUUAUAAGAAUCAGAUAACUUCAAGAGAUAUGAUCAGUUUAGGGAAUGAGCAUGGAUAUGUGUGCCAAUAGAUGUACACAGGCUGAUUACAGAAUUAAGAACAGCACACAAGAAUAGAGUUAGUUUGUUGUUUUACUGAAUUGUUAGUCUGAACUGUUUUUAUGUGUGUUAUAAGAAAGUAUUAGGUUAAUUCAUUAAAAUAAAAAUUUACAUCAAGUUUGCAAAUAUGGCAGAAUGAAAUACACUAAUGUAGCAGUUAGGAACAUGCAAUGUAUGUUAUAUUGGGUGUAUGCGAUUAUACAGUAACUCCAAUCUUUUUACAGAAGGAAAAAACAAUGGAUAUAUUCCUUGUUGCUUCUGAGGUUGAUUUAAAAUCUUUGAUUUAAUUCAUGAGAAUGAGAUUUUAAAGGACCACUAUAGUGCCAGGAAAACAUACUCAUUUUCCUGGCACUAUAGUGCCCUGAGGGUGCCCCCACCCUCAGGGUCCCCCUCCCGCCCGGCUCUGGAAAGGGGAAAGGGGUUAAAACUUACCUUUUCCAGCGCUGGGCGGGCAGCUCUCUGCCUCCUCUCCUCCUCCGAUCCUCCUGCGGCUGAAUGCGCGCCGCGACGGCAAGAGCUGGCGCUCAUUCAGCGAUCGCAUAGGAAAGCAUUUACAAUGCUUUCCUAUGGACGCUGCGUGCUCUCACGUGAAAAUCACAGUGAGAAGCAUAGCGCCUCUAGUGGCUGUCAAUGAGACAGCCACUAGAGAUUAGGGAAAGGCUUAACCCAUUGAUAAACAUAGCAGUUUCUCUGAAACUGCUAUGUUUAUUAAAAAAUGGGUUAACCCUAGAAGGACCAGGCACCCAGACCACUUCAUUAAGCUGAAGUGGUCUGGGUGCCUAGAGUGGUCCUUUAAUGUCAUGACUGAUAAUGGAUUACUAUAUUUUGCAAAGCCUGGACAUACAUAUGUUUUGACUACAUAGAAGACAAAUGUUUUGAUAGGAUAAAACCUAGAUUUACAAAUACAUUUGAUGUAGGAAACAAUAUAUGUUUUUUGUAGUUUAUUUCAUGUGACAAAAUGGUGCCAGACAAGAUGGCUGCUAUUGCUAAAGUAUAGUGGAAAACAAUAUUUAGUUGUAACAUCUGACAUGUGAUUAGGUUAUACCUCCAGAUUAUUAAACAGUUUAAAGGGGGGUAUGAUUAAUAAGGUAUGAUUAAUAAAAUGUUUGGAAAAUUAAAAUGUUCAGAAAGAUUUUAAUAUAAAGGAAAUGUAAAAAUUAUACAUAAAAUGGCAUAAAUGUAAUGACCACUAGAUGGUAGAUCUCAUGAGAAGAAAUUAGUAUGUUUUGUGUAGUCAAUGUAAUUCAAUGUUAAACUGCAUAAUAAUAAUGAAAUAUAAACAUUGCAAGCCAUUGUAUUGAUGCUGCACAUGUUUUUUGUUUUAAUGUAGGUAAAGCGUGACAGAUCCAUGUGGCAAUAAAUCAGGAAAGCAUUCCUUCAGAUAACUGGACAUCGACUGUUGGAAAGAGACUUUUCAUCUGAUCUGCAAACUGUGAUGGAAGAUUCUAUAGAGUUCAUUCGAUACAGAAGAUUAACAGACUUACAAAGAAAUAAAAGAUUGGCACUAACAUGAAUAUCAAUUCCUAAGGGGGCGGAGCCGACUGCCAAGCCAUAUGGACGUGUGCUAGAAGAGCUCCUCUGCCUAGGAAAGUGAAUCCCAAAACAUUGGGCAUUAAACUACAUGAUGGGACACCCCAAACGGCCCCAAGCUUCCCAACAAACAUCAGGCAAGACUCCUGCCGGAAAAUCGGGGGCACUAACAAAAUAUUUCAGAGAUACAGCGGAUCACCCGCCCGACCCGGUAGGCCUCAACCCGACACGGGACUCACCUAAGGCCUCAUCGCCGCCAUCCAGUCCCUCGGGGUCGGAAGGAACGCUACACUCCACUGAUGGGGAUAUUAGAGAUAUGCUACGAGCGCUACCUUCCAAGCAAGACCUGGCCCACAUGCUACACAACCUGGAGACAUCCUUCCAGGCCAAGUUAGAGGCCAUAAGUGCAGACUUCCGACAAACAGCACAAAGGGUCACGACUCUGGAAGAUGAUAGAGAUACCAUGCAGGUGCAGAUAAACAAACUAAGAGAAACGGUUGCCUCACAUACAGACCACUACUCUGGCAUGCAGCGCUCGAUGGAUGACCAAGACAACAGGGGGCGCCGCAAUAAUCUCAGAGUGAAAGGCCUACCCGAAGUGGAAUGCGAAAACCUACAGGCCAUACUGCAGGAAUUAUUCAACCUCCUACUGAACAGGCCCGCGGACACCCCAGUGUUAUUUGAGAGGGCGCACAGAGCUCUGCGCCCAAAAGGGGCCCACCCGGACCAACCUCGCGACGUGGUGUGCAGACUCCACUACUUUGAGUGCAAGUCAAAAAUCCUGGAUGCGCUAAGACAGUCGCAGCAACCACUUCUAUUCCACGAUGCGACCAUUGCGAUAUAUCCAGACGUCUCAUGGCUAACACUACAGGCCCGUCGGGCCCUGAGGCCCAUUACGGAUCAACUCCGUGCCAGAAAUCUUCGAUACAGGUGGGGCUUUGCCUUCUCACUCACCGUAAUAUGCAAGGGCAUCCCACACACCAUCUCUUCGAUUGCUGAUAUACCGCUGUUUACCCGAGACCUCGAUCUGUCGGAGGUCAGGAUCCAAGACUGGUACGGCCCCAUCCCUACCCCGAACACGAUGGGACAGCCACAACACACGCGCAGGCAACAUUCACCUAUGAAGCGGAGGGUGGACUUCCCGGACAAGUCGACAGGUGAACCAACCCAACAUCUCACCCGCCAAUAAGAAACUAAACUCUCCACAAUUUACACCGCAGAUAUGCCACAAGGCCGGUGCUGUGCCUCACACAUCCUCCUCAAAUGUUGACCGCGCUACAACAUGAUUGGGGCCCCGAAGUUGCACGGUCCGGACGCCGCAACCACAGAAAUAACAAGCAACAAGGUCAGUAAGCUGCAGAACGCACUACUUAAUCAACCCCAGAAAGGCCACACAGACACACGGGACACGCAAGAAUUUAAUGCCUCUGACUAUUGCCGGACUACUACCCCCUUUCUAAACACUGAAAGCAACCCACUGUUGACCAACGCCAUUUUCCUAAGGACCCUUCUACCUUCCCGGUAUACCGCCAUGAUCAGCCAUGGGGGUCUCAAAACUCACUACAGGAAGGCUCGACCUAGGGACUUGACCCCAGCCUGUAGGGGAUAUCAUGGGUGAGGAGAUUGGUGGUUCGAGGGGCCCUGAAUGACUUGCCAGGUUUGACUCUUAUGCGGACUGUACCGGAAAUCCCGGUAUUCGAUGCAGGGCGAGCGGCGGGGGCCUAAAGACCCACCUACAUUCGUGAUCCCGCUGUGAGGGUUGGCGGCGGAUCCCCGAACUCUCCCUGCGGGUUGUCCGAUAGUCACCCCCUGGUACGGAGGCCGGUGCUACCGGCGAUUAGUUAGUUAAUCGUAUAUUCACUGAAUGCCUCGAUACCGCUAGAUUACACAGAAAUGUUUGUUAGCUGUCUUAAGAUGUACCAGACUAUCGACCGGACAAUGAAAGGCCCCCGCCCAUUACUUUCCCACCCCCGACUACAGCACUUUCUCUUAGUAAAGCUCUUUCCCCCUCCCCUUUCUCACUAUUCCCAGCUCCUCACAAGGUAUGCAGGGACAACGACUGACCCCUCCUUUCCCAUGCCAUGACGCACACCGACCACAGGCGACCCUCCCCAUCACCAACUCGCUCACCCCCCGCCGGCUGCAGGUGAAACACGACCUGACGACAAGGUGACAGACGCUAGGCAGACAGCAAACUGCUCAAGAACCAACAGGGGUUCACGGCUUACUGAGGGAAUUACCAGUGCACUGUGGGACAGACAGCCAGGAGAAGAAUAUCGACCAACCUUCCCCAAAACUGAAUCGCCCCCUACUUAAGACUGAUCCCCGAAACCGAAUCCCAGACCCAUCCAUCCGACCGGGACAGAGAUCCCUCCCCCCUCCAGAAUAUAGCCCACAAGAAACGUCACAUUCGCCAGCUACCGACCAAACAUGAAACAAAUAUCUCAGGGUACGACAGGAGACUAGACGACGGACAGAGAGGUACAAAUUAGAUGUUGCAUUGCUGUCUCCAUAGGAAUCGCUCCCCCAAUGAACCUCCACAAUGAAACUGUAUCUAUACAGAGCAAGGCACCAUUAAUGCCAAAAACCAGAGUUAGUCUCACAGAUACAUUAACUUAUGGGAGCAGAAUUCCACACACUUAACUACACAGAUGCAGGGGACAGUCCCGAACUGACACCUCUAACCCACACAGGAGGCACAGCACAGGCUCAUUACACACUCACCCCACACAACGACAAAGCCCACUCCUAAUCAAACACAAACACCACAAACAGGAUUCCUUUCUGAAGCAGACAUCCAACAUUGUACCUAUAAGCUACACCGUUAUACGACAGCGAAACACGUAUCCCAUCCCCCACGUGCUUACGCUCCACGCUCGGCUCCACAACCAGGUCAUACCGACCUUACCCAGGUGCACACCAGAUACUUAGGUGCUCCAAUUUCACCUAAGUCAGUACACCAAGAGAACCCCCACACGAUCUACACCCCUGCUGAUAAACUCAGUACCUGUAGACGUUUCGACCCUCUGUACAUAGUUAUCUAGUUGAAGUUACUACCCCAUACACUCACCCUUACAAACCCACUCCCCCUACCCUGAGCUAACGGCAGCAAAUCCAAGCUCAAUCACACACUGCAAACCCCUGAUGGCCGAUAUCAAUAUCAUUACCCUCAAUGUUAGGGGGCUAAACACCCCCCAAAAGAGGAAAAUGACACUCAACGAAUUACACAACCUGAAGGCUGACAUAGCCUUCCUUCAAGAAACACAUUUCAAGGAAGGCAUAGCCCCCGCCCUGCGAAACAGGAAAUACCCAAGAGGUUACUUCAGCAAUUAUAAAAACUCCAAGGCACGAGGAGUUACAAUACUUAUUUCAGCCCAGUUACCCUUUACAUACCUGGCACACAAGACCGACGACACGGGGAGGCUUCUUCUUGUCAAGGGCCAAAUAGGCCAAACUACAGUCACAUUAGCUAAUGUAUACCUCCCAAACAAACACCAAUGCAAAACCUUUAAGAAACAAAUUAAGGGCAUAGAACGAUUUGCAGAGGGAAUUUUGAUGGUGGGAGGGGACUUCAACAUUUCCAUAGAUGCCAAGUUAGACACUACUUCACAUACCACACUAUAUCAUGCAUCCGCCCGCAAACAAAUGACUGUAAUGUUAGACAAAGCACAACUAAAUGACUGCUGGCGCACUACUCACCCAGCAGCCAAAAACUUCUCUUUCUACUCCCCUACCGCAAAUACAUACUCUAGACUGGACAUGUUUUCCGCCCCCCACAGGUAUCUCCACCUGAUACGCGCCACCAAUUACGAACCCAUUACAUGGUCAGACCAUGCACCCCUGUCUCUUGCCAUCCAUGUACCCACGUUGCCGCAGAAAACCUUUCAAUGGAAAUUGAAUGAUCUGCUCCUCAACGACCCAAGCGUAAUUGCAAAAGUUAAAGACUCGCUGCAGACCUAUUUUUCUACUAACACAUCACCCUCCACGGCCCCACCAACCACGUGGGAAGCCCACAAAUGCGUCCUCAGAGGAGAACUCAUAGGGAUAGCAUCCAGACACAAAAAAUUACGAGAAGCCAAAAUCCAGGCCCUCACAAAAGACAUUAGAUCCCUCGAACAAACCCACAAGCGGCCGCUUACUAGCACACUCACUUCGACAACAGAGACAGUCGAUAUUCAUCUCCAAAAUCAAAACCCCCAAGGGAGACAUAUCUUAUCGACUUCCAGACAUUCUGCAGGCAUUUCAAACAUACUACACGGACCUAUAUAACCUCAGUGAUGCACCCCCCUCACAUACCGAUAUCGAACACUUCCUAGCCUCAAGGAUAAAUCACACGAUCCCAGAUCAGGCGUUAGCGACACUAGACGCCCCAUUACACCCUGACGAGGUACACUCGGUUAUCAAACACCUCCCACUAGGCAAAAGCCCUGGGCCCGAUGGCUUCACGGCCAAAUAUUACAAGACCUUUCUGGAACAACUGACGGAACCAUUUGCACUAGCAUUCAACUCUUUAGCAUUAACAUCCACCCUACCCACUCCAGCACUAGAAGCGCACAUAACCCUCAUCCCCAAGCCAGGGAAAGACCCAACCAACUGCGGCAGCUACAGACCCAUAUCCCUCAUAAAUCUUGACUUAAAGAUUUUCGCGAAAAUCCUGGCUAACCGCCUACGCCCUCUGCUCCAAUCCCUGAUUCACGUAGACCAAGCAGGUUUCUUCCCAAAUAGAGAGGCGAAACAUAACACAACCAAAAUCUUAAACCUCAUAUACCUAGCGCAACGCCUCCCGACAGAUAGCCUUCUGUUGUCCAUCGACGCGGAGAAGGCAUUUGAUAGCUACUCUUCGCAAACUAGGCUUUGGACCACACUGGAUAAGAUGGAUGCAAUCCAUCUAAUCCUCCCCUACUGCUAGACUAAAGGUCAAUGGGCAACUCUCAGACCCAGUCCCAAUCAGAAAUGGCACGAGACAGGGGUGCCCCCUGUCCCCCUUACUGUUCAUCUUAACCCUCGAACCCUUCCUAAAUGGCAUCAGGGGAAACCCAGAGAUUAGAGGCAUACAUGUACAACAGACGGAAUACAAAAUAGCGGCAUUUGCGGAUGACCUCCUCUUUACCAUACAGUCGCCCGAUGUCUCACUACCCCCCCUUUUGGAAGAAGUAUCUCUAUACCAAACACUAUCAAAUUUCAAGGUAAAUUUCUCCAAAAGCGAAAUUCUCCCACUCCGCAUGACCACCCAAACGCGAUCUGCCUUACAACAAAAAUUCCGAUUUACAUGGGCUGACACUGCAAUUACAUACUUAGGGGUGAAACUCCCAAUACACCUAGACUCUACAUUUGAUCUUAACUUUGAACCACUUGCCCAAGCCAUUUCCAAGGAUCUUACGGCAUGGCACAAAAUACAACACUCAUGGUUGAGUAGAAUUAACAUACUCAAAAUGAACACCCUCCCCAAGAUCCUGUACCUGUUACAGACCCUACCCAUAACCAUACCCUUCUUUGCCAAAAUCAAGAGGUUGUUUCAUAUGGGCGCACAAACACCCCAGAGUCCCAUAUGACACCCUCACUAGAAGCAAGUCCGCAGGCGGACUAGGGAUGACCCACCUAGAGAAAUAUUACGAAGCAGUCAUACUGUCUCGAAUCUACGAAUGGUCUACCCAUCCCCCAGCUAAACAGUGGACCAUGUUAGAAAGCUCAAUGUUUAGUGUCCCUCUGCAUACCGCGCCAUGGCACACACAGAGAUCAGUGUUGCUGACACCAGAUCACGCUACACACCCCACCAUUGCCCCCACACUCCGGACUUGGGCACGUAUUAGGAUGAUAGUGGAUCUUUCCCCACAUCCAUCCCCACUGUUUCCCAUAACUCAUAACCUCUUAUUCCAACCAGGACUGCAGGCAGGACCUUUCCAACGCCUCCUAAACAUAACCGACGAGACACACAUCACACUGAGCACUAUACUAGACGGACACUCUGUAAAACCACUACAACGCAUAGCACGGCAGGAUACCCCUACAGCUAUGCAAACGCUUCUCUACAUACAAAUGACACACUUCAUCAACGCCAAUCCCGUUCUCUAUGGAGGAUCGCGCCCUCUCUCUGCUUUUGAAAUCCACUGUAAGGUAAAAAAACGUCAAAACUAAACAACUAUCGACAUUUUAUAGACUCCUGUGGUCACAUCUCAGUGUCACCUUACCUCGCUACACAGAAUCCUGGUCCGCAGAUCUAGACAUCCAAAUUUCGUCCACACAAUGGCAUACUAUCUUUACACAGAUGCACAAAACCUCUGUAUGCACCGCCAUACAGGAAGGCAACUACAAGAGAGUCUCUAGAUGGCACUACUCCCCAGCCAAACUCCAUAAUCUCUUUCCCAAUGCCCCCGUGUGUUGGAAGUGCUCCACACCAGGGGCCCCCCUAGCACACACCUGGUGGCGCUGCCCACUAAUCCAGAAAUUCUGGGAAAACAUAGGGAAAUUACUCUUAACUAUCACAAAUGUCCAAAUACCGCACACCCCGCUUACACUAAUAUUCCUACUACUACCGCAGCCCUUCUGAAACCACAACGACUCCUACUCACUCACCUCAUCACCGCUGCCAACCUACUCAUACCAGUUAAGUGGAAAAAUUCCGCAGCUCCAUCAAUCAGGGAAUGGAUCGCUAAGGUAGAAUCAAUUAGGGUCAUGGAGGAGAUACACGCAUCCCUCUCUCACAAACAUGCACUCUUCAGAGAAAUAUGGGAGCCAUGGGAGGAAUUCAUGAAUAACAAAUAAAGGCAGACACAAGAACCGCACAAACAAAGACACGCAUCGCAAGUACCUGACCCCCUCUACCCGUAGCACCACACAAGCUCUCCAAAGCAGCCACAGACACCUUGUACCCCCCCUUUACCCACCCCUCCCCUGUGAUAGCUGAUAUCGCUACCCAAGGGUUUUGCUCUUUAUCUAUAUUCAGUCGUGACACUGUAUUCAGGAAUGUAUAACUUGUACUGUUACUUUUACACAAUAAAGUAUUUAAAAAAAAAGAAGAAUAUCAAUUCCUAAAUAUUAACGAAGAAGAAAAGAGACAAUGAAAAGUUAUUUAACAGUUAUGAGUAUUAAUACCAAAAGAGAGUACUUAUAACUAUAUAACACAUGGAGUAAAAUUAUUAUAGGAUAGUAUUAUGAAGAGAACUAUUACAUUAUUACCUAUACAUAGGAUGAGAAGUAUCAGAGGUAGAUAAAAUAUGAAGUGGAUAAAAUAAGGAUCAUGGUUACUUAAUACUACAAAGAUUGAGUGCAAUAGUAUUUCAUAGAUUCACUAGAAUAAAUAUUUUGUUUAUAAUCGAGGUGAAGUAAAACAAACAAUGGUAACAAAAGGAAGAAAACUAAGGAAGGAUAAUUUAUAUUGAGUAAUAUUAAGUAAUGGUAUACAUUAAGAAUGCCUUGGAUAUAAGAGUUCAGAAAUCCAAGAGGAAUUUAAUUGAAGUUUAGCUAAGAGUAUAGUACACAAUUAUAGUUGACCUUAGUCUAUGGACUAGGGAGAAUAGGUUUCUGGAUAUGGUGAUAUCCAAUGAAUAAGUUGUUUUAUGAUUCCCCUGAGUUUGUUAGACACAGACUAGGAAGAAGAGUUUCUGGGCAGUAUGACCCCAAGUUUUGUUUAUUUUAUUUUAGUCAGUUGAAGUGUACUAAGGAAUACGGAUUGGCCAGAACAUCCUGCUUUUAAGAUGUAUUACAGAAAGUUCUUAGAAGGUCUCAUAUAAUAAUGAAUUUAAAUUGUUCUUUCCUAGUUAUUUUAAAGUAAACUAUGUUUCUAUUGAAUGAAAAGUUUGUUACUACAAGGUAGAAUAGUAGUCAAAAUUAUAAUUAUGUAAAGAAAAAAAAAAUCUAUGAUAGAAAGAUGUAUGGGUGGGGAAUUUCUAGAACAAUAAGUAUUGUCAACACCAUGAACAUUAUUUGAAGAAUCAUUGUAGAACUUCAUGGUUGAUAACACAUCCUUUGAAUGAGACUUAUAAGUAGUGUUGAUAUAUUUUAGGUAGUGAGAGCCUACUGAAUAUACAAAUGAAAUACUAUGAUUGUAACGUACUGAUACAAUCAUCACUAGGUGGUAUUAAUGGUAUAGGAAUGUAAUUCUUGAAUACAAAUGACCUAAAGAGUUUAAGUUACUAGAAAACAGAUGAUUCAUGGAAAUAUAAUUGGACAGGAUAUUCUAGUAAUACAUGUAUUAGUACUUAAGUAAUAUCAGGUAUUGAGAAUGAAAAUACUAUACUAUAUAUGUCUAUAGGAAUAUGAUAGUGAUACAUAGUUAUUAUCUAGAAAGUUAUCAUCUUGAUUUUGUUGUCUACAAAGACAUGACUGUAGCUGAGCAGGUUGAUCUUUCUCAUUGCUUUACAUUGCUUAUUGGAUCAACAUUUGUAAAUAUUUUAUUUUAUUCAUUUAUUAUUGUUAUAUAUAUGUAUAUAUUAUGUUCAAGUAGUUAUGAUGUAACAUGGAUAUGGAUAUCAAUACAUAGCUGAAACAGAGGGAGUUUGAAGUAAAGUAAGCAGUAUGAGGGAUAGAAACUCGACCUUCUAAGAACUCUCAUAUAAUAGAAAGUUGUGACUACAUCUUGUUCUAUGCUCAAUGAAUGUGAUACAUGAUGUAUGAAUGGACAGGUUAUUACAUUGUGUUAUGGUUUUAAGACAAACCAUAAACAGAGGGAAUGUAGAAUAUUGCAUAUUCUAUGUUUCUAUUGAUUAUAUAUGGAUGUGUGGAUUGACAUAAGUAACAGAUGGUCUAAGUCACAAGGCUUUCUUUGUCCGAGAGCUCUGGAAUGUGGAUUUGGGGGUCUUGUCCUUAUAUGGCUAGAGUUAAAUGCUGACGUUAGUAUGAGCACAUCUAUAUAGUAACAGAGGGGCACAAGGUCGCUCUGUCUUGGUUCUGGCUCUCUCUCGAUGUAAAGAUGUAAGGAUUUAAAGAAGUCCAGCAAUUACAAUCUGCUGUUGAAUGUCCACUAUCCUGUAACAUCCUUUAUUAUGUUUUAUUAUGUAUCCGUAACUAAGAAUAAACCUGAAGAAACCGUAAGUCAGAUUGCGUAUUAGUACUUUUCAAUAAUAUAGACAUAUAUUAUUGUGGAGAGCAUUUGGCCCAAGACUAUAUAUACAAAAGACGUAUAUAUAUCAAUCAACUGAAGACAAGAAGAAAUUAGGAAGAUUUAACAGUGAUGAUUAUUCCAACAAGAUUUUACAGAUAGAUAUAAAGAAAGAAAUAUAGAUAGAAUUAGAAAGAGAUAAAUGGAUAUAAAGAAAUAGAUAGAUAUAAAUAGAUAAAUAGAAAGAAAUAGAUAUAUCGAUAUAAAUAAAUAAAUAUAGAAAUAGGUAGAGACAGACAGAUGGAUGGAUAGAUAGAAAUAGAUAGAUUGAAAUAAAGAUAGCUAGAAAGAGAUAGAAAGAUAGAUACAAAUAGAUAAAUAGAAACAAAUAGAUGGAUACAAAUAGAUAGGAAUAGAAAGAAAGAAAUAGAUAGAAAGAAAUAGAAUUAGAUAGAAAUAGAGAUAGAGAUACAUAUAUAGAAAGAUAUAUAGAAUUAGAUAGAAAGAAAGAAAUAGAUAGAAAUAGAAAAAAAGAAAUAUAUGGAUAGAAAUAUAGAAAUAGAGGAAUAUAGAGAGAUAAAUAGAUAGAAAGAAAUAGAAUUAGAUAGAAAGAAAUAUAUAGAGAGAAAUAGAUACAAAUAGAUAUAUGGAAAGAAAUAGAGACAUAGAUCGAUAGUAAGAAAUAGACAGAAACAGAUAGAAAUAGAUUAUAUAAAUAGAUAAAUAUAUAGAUAUAAAUAGCUAGAAAGAUAGAUAGAUAGAAAUAGAGAAAUAAAUAGGUAGAAAUAGAAAUGGAUAGAAAGAUAGAUAAAAAGAAAUAGAUAUAGAGAAAUAGAUAAAUUGAAAGAAAUAGAUAAAUUGAAAGAAAGAAAUAGCUAAAUAGAAAGAGAGAAAGAAAUAGGUAGAAAUAGAUAGAAAUAUAUAGAAAGAAAGAAAUAGAUAGAUACAAAAAGAUAGAUAGAAAGAAACAUAUAGAUACAAAUAGAUAGAAAGAAACAUUGAUACAAAUAGAUAGAUAGAAAGAAAUAGAUAGAUACAAAUAGAUAGAAUGAAAUAGAUAGAUACAAAUAGAUAGAAAGAAAUAGAUGGAUAGAAAUAGGUAGAAAAAGAAAGAGAGAAAGAAAUAGGUAGAAAUAGAUAGAUAGAUAGAUAGAUAGAUAGAUAGAAUGAAAUAGAUACAAAUAGAUAGAAAUAAAUAGAUACAAAUAGAUAGAUAGAAAGAGAUAGAUAGACAGAAAGAGAUAGCCAGAUAGAAAGAGAUAAAUAGAUAGAAACAGAUAGAAAGAAAUAGAUAAAUAGAAAUAGAAAGAAAGAGAGAAAGAAAUAGAUAGAAAUAGAGAUCAAUAGAAAGAAAAAAAGAAAGAAAUAGAUAGAAAGAAACAGAUAGAAAUAGAUACAAAUAGAUAGAAAUAAAUAGAUAGAUAAAUAAAAAGAAAGAAAUCGAUAGAAAUAGAAAGAGAGAAAGAAAUAGGUAGAAAUAGAUAGAAAUAGAAAUAAAGAAAUAUAGAUACAAAUAGAUAUAUAGAUAGAAAGAAAUAGAUAGAAAUAGAAAGAAAGAAAUAGAUAGAAAUAGAAAGAAAUAGAUAGAUACAAAUAGAUAGAUAAAAAGAAACAUAUAGCUACAAAUAUAUAUAUAGAAAGAAAUAGAUACAAAUAGAAACAGAAAGAAAGAAAUAGAUAGAUACACAUAGAAAGAAAUAGAUAGCUAGAUAGAAAGAGAUAGAUACAAAUAGAUAGAAAGAAAGAAAUAGAAAUAAAGAAAUAGAUACUGUAACAGGAUUACAAUUUCUGCCUGGACUUCUUUAACAAUUACAUACCAUGGAUGUACAAAUAAGCCGACUUGCCUGUUUAUGCGAACCACCAUUGCCCAAGAAAAACGAAUCCAAACUACCGAACACCGGACCACCCUGAAGUAAAAGUUAAGUGAUACUUUACCUCCCAGUGCAGCACAGCCGUUCGCAUGGUUCAGCACGAAUCCUUUGUGUAAAGAAUAGGUGGCCGCCAUUUCGGGACUUUGCACGUGUUCGCGGCCAUCUUACACACAAACAGCGGUAUUUUGCCAUCAAUCGUGUGGAAGUAAAAACAGAUACGCAAACAGGCGAACACCGUUGAGACCUCCAUAACGUGGAUUCGUGCUGAAACUCCCGAACGGCCCGCCGUUCGGUAGAAAGAUUAAACUAUGCAUGGGGAUUCUGGCGAACGUCAUGAUAACUGUGGAUGGUAAGAUUUUCGUGGGGUUUUAAUGCACGAACGGGGACCGACCGGUCAAAACUUCAAAGACCCAUAACUCCCAAAUGCUUUACCCGAAUGGGCUGGAUUUUUGAUAUGUUGUUCCCCUGAGCAAGAGCUAUCUGGAUACUGGAUUUAAGGGUAUACCCCCUGGUUUUGGGGUACAUCCAGAACUUGGGUAAAAUUGUGUGUGUUUUAAUUAUGUUACAUGUUUAUCUGAGGGGAGGAGACGUGUGGGUUGUACCAUGUUGGUGAUUGGGUAUUGUGAUAAUUAUGAAGGUGUAGCCCUUUCCAGGGCAGCAUUGCAUAAAAGGAGACCCCUGUCAAUAAACCUGAGUUCUGCUUGACCCUUCAAAACGUAGCCUCGUCUCGUUCUUGGAAGGGGAUUUACUGUACCAUUACUCUGCUCCAGUUAACAGUUAUGCCUGACUCUACCCUUGGAUUUCGUGGAUGGGAUUAAGAACUCCAUUACUACACAGCAUCUUGCCAGGAAAAGGAAAUCUCCAACGGCUGAUACCCCCUUACUCAGAAGAUUCUUUAAAAUUAUUUAUUAAUCACCUUAAUUGUAAUAACAGAGGCAUUAUUUUAUCUUGUGAAUACAGUAAAACCACUAUUAUUUUUUUAGACCUGGAAAUUUUUAUUAAAAAUGACAUUUUAAACACUAAAACCUUUUUUAAAAAAGUGUGCACAAAUACAGCCAUUGAUCGCUCACGUUGUCACUACAAACCAUGGCUGGAAAGUGCACCAAAAAGUCAAUUUUUAAGAUUGAGAAGAAAUUGCUCUCAAAUAGAAGAUUUUAAUUCGCAAGCUACUUUUUUAAAAAAUCAAUUCACAGAAAAAAACUAUCCAUUAGAUAACCUUAAUAAGACUAUAGAUGCAGUUAGAACCAAAGAAAGAACAGAACUCCUAAAUUACAAAGAAAAAACCUCCGAUAACCAUUCUAGUUUUCCGAUUAUUUUUAAUUUUAAUAAUAAAAGUAACCAUGUUAAAAAAAUGAUUAAUAAACACUGGCAUUUAUUACAACAUGAUGAUACUCUUAAGAAAAUCAUACCAGAAAGACCAAACAUUGUUUUCAGAGGAGCCCCUAGGUUGAAAUCUAUUCUAACCUCCAACUACACUAAAGAAAGCACAAACAGGUCACAAACCUGUUUUUUAACCAAUAUAAAAGGGUUCGUUAAAUGCAAACAUUGCAAAGUGUGAAAAUGCACAGAUCAGUCGACUAAACCCAAAACCACAUACUUCCAAUCUAAUAAAACCAAUAUAACAUAUAAUAUUAAAGAUUUUAUUACAUGCACUACUAAAAAUGUAAUUUACCAGGGGGAGCGUGGCCGACUGCCGGACAAGAUGGACGCAUAAUCCUAAACUCCGGCAAACGGGCUGAAAAUCCGUUGCAAUCCUACCACACAGAACGCAUCACAAACUUCAACACAGAAGAUGUCGCAACACAAAAGCAAGAAGAACUCGACAAAAGCUGAAAAAUUUAAUUUCUUUCAACAGAAACCUCAUCUAUCACACUCGGCCUACUACCGUCUACCCAAGAUGGCGACGAGGGUACCGACGAUGAUAGUGCCUCGCAAAGCAUACCUGAACCAGGGGAUGCCCUGACAAAAAGCCACCUAACUCAAGCAUUGGAAGCCCUGUCCCAAAAGCUGAUUGGGUCCUGGCAGCAUUCCAUGGACUCCCUUCGUAAAGAUGUCCAAGAAAUAGGCAAGAGAACGUCGCACAUGGAAAUGAAAAUGGACGAAAUGGCGGCUGCCCACAACAAUCUUGCAACACACGUGGAGCGAUUGGAAGACAAACUACUACAGUAUAUACUCGAGUAUAAGUCUAGUUUUUCAGCACAUUUUUUGAGCUUAAAAACCCCCACUCGACUUAUACUCGAGUCACUGUCUGUAUUAUGGCAACUUAGAGAGCCGCAGCCGUCAGAGCUAUGGCAACGAUCCGCGCAGCAACCAGACCGCGAGACUUACAGUGGAGCUGACCGGAACGGAGGAGAAGGGAGCUGACAGGAGCUGCAGGAAAGGUAAGUAAAUGCUUCCUGCCGGCCCCCCCACUUCACAGCCCAUGCCACUGGACCACCAGGGAUUAAGAUAGCCCCCCUCCCUGACCAGUUAACAAGCAGGGAGGGGGGACAAAAAAAAUAAUAAAAAAAUAAUAAUAUUAAAAUAAAAAUAAAAAAAAUAAUAAAAAUGCCCUCCCCCCACCUAGUUCACACACACUACACAAACACACACUCUGCAUUAUAUACACACUCUGCAUUAUAUACACAGAGUGUGUGUAUAUAAUGCAGAGUGUGUGUUUGUAUGAGUGUGUGUGUGUGUAUAUAAUGCAGAUUGUUUGUAUGAGUGUGUGUAUAUAUAAUGCAGAGUGUUUAUUUGUAUGAGUGUGUGUGUAUAUAAUUAUAAAAAUCACAGAAUUUCAUAGCCCCAAGUUUUACCCUCGACUUAUCCAAGAGGCACAGCAUAUUUCACAAUUGUUGGUCACAAAACUGCACUCGACUUAUACAUGAGAUCGACUUAUACACGAGUAUAUACGGUACUCACGGAAACGAAACUGGCGGACAUGGAGGACAGGUCUCGGCGAAACAACCUGCGGCUGCGGGGGGUACCUGAGACAGUGCUCCCAGCGGAUCUGCAAGCAUAUGUGCGAGGCCUGCUCGGUGCUUACGCGCCUGAUAUCCCGUCCGAUAUGCUGCUGCUCGACAGGGUUCAUCAGGUGCCGCGUCCACGACACCUGUCAGACUCCUCGCCCAGAGAUGUUCUGUUACGUGCCCAUUACUACCACAUUAAGGAGCACGUCCUCCGAGCCAGCAGAAGCAAACCCAAGCCUCCAGACGAUUACGCUACGGUACAAAUCUUCCCAGACAUCUCAGCGAUCACCCUGCGAAGAAGGAAAGAUUUCGCCCCCAUUACUGCGGCACUUCGUACCAACGGAGUGCGGUACAGGUGGGGAUAUCCCACGAAGCUCUUGGUGACCAGAAAUGGCUCUCUUAAGGCUAUCCUGACCCCCGAAGAUGGCGCCAACCAGCUGAAGUCGUGGGGCAUCAACCCACAACUAGAACCUGCGCAAGCUCCAUCACUGGGCAGAUUACGCCUGGACUGGCAGAAAGCGCCGGACAGGCAUUAAACCACGCUGACAGCUGCAUGAGGGACACGCAAGUAUCAUGCACCACACACUUAUUUCCCACAGGCAUACUGACAUUGGAAGGGCCCAGCGGAACUCUCACUCUUGUACAUUUUGGCAUCUCCGGAGAGUUCAACCACUCACCCACGGGGGGAUACUUUCUUGACUGAACACUGAAUAUAUGCACAUGCCAGGAGAUGGACUUCCCCUGAGAUGGCAUACUAGUAGUUGUGAACUCUCAUGUUGCCACAUUGACAGUAAUGGCUGGGAGAUUGGGGAGAUGCAGGGUUGUUGGGGACCCAGCAAGAUACGUGCUAGUUGUUUUCGCUGUGAUGUUGGCCGAGCCCAUGUGGGUGGGUGGCGUGGGCCCGGGCGCCUUCCCCCGGUCGUUCUCCUCCGAGGGGGGGGAGGGACGGGGGGACGUGCGGGGUACCUCGUGGCCCAUACCAAUGGCCAUUUUAUGUGUCUCAUUAUGCGACUUAUGCUUUUUUUUUUUUUGUAACUGUGCAAACCCCUUCACCAAACCCUAGCCAUUGUUGAGGUAUUACAAGGGACACUGUUGAUAGACCCUCGUGACUGCACACAAUCACCAACCAGCCCUAGGGAAAAAGGUGACCCAUAGACCCCUCGGAUAAGGUUUAGGAUCAGGAGUGAAACGGAGAAGCCUGAAAUACAGCACGGAUGCAGGUGCCCUUUCAGAUGCUGAUAAGAGCCUCAACAGCUCGUCCUGUCACACAUACUCUUGCGAAUGAUUAGCAUUGCGCUGUACUCGGUACAGCAGCCACUCAUGCAGCAACCACACCCAAGUUUUCCUUCCCAGUCCUCACAUAUUCAAAAAAAAAAAAAAAGUUCUGUCCAAACCCAAAGGCUACCAAGCCCACACGCCACACCACAGGAGACAAAUGUUUCCGUACCCCAUGGUGCGCACCCACCGCACCAAUUCCCUGCUACAGGGAACAUGUAUAUAUUCCUCUCCUUCCAACCCUCUCUUUACCACACCCAAGUUGUCCCCUCCCUGCUCGAGGUACAUUAGUCUCUCUGAGAAUAGAUCCACAAGAGUACUCCAAAUAAACAAACAAAUACUACAACCUGAGAAUACACACUAUUAACGCGUGCGGCUUGAACACUGGGCACAAACGGCGUGUCCUGAUAGACAUGGCCAGGAAAGACAAAAUAGACGUCCUCUGUGUGCAAGAAACCCACUUUACACAUACCAAAAUUCCUAAGUUUGCACAACAGGAAUAUCCCACGCAAUAUCACUCCACACAUAUAUGUCAUCAUUCACUGCACGAUAAAUGACAUUAAUUACACGAUUGCUUCAGUGUACAGCCCGAACACUAACCAAAGAAAUUUCUUACACAAA